Messenger RNA from Fulvia fulva, 1629 nucleotides. Its product is annotated as Baeyer-Villiger monooxygenase. Lineage: Eukaryota; Fungi; Ascomycota; Dothideomycetes; Mycosphaerellales; Mycosphaerellaceae. Gene Ontology annotation, molecular function: oxidoreductase activity. The record is from RefSeq and is a predicted model, not a curated record. The transcript has 5 exons. Bases 1 to 1629 code for a protein of 542 amino acids.
AUGUCAACGGCCGAACAGGAAGUAGACGUGAUCGUCGUCGGGGCCGGCUUUGGGGGCUGUUACCUCCUUCACAAGCUCCGUGAGAGCGGUUUCAGUGUCAAGGUCUUGGAAGCCGGUUCUACUCUUGGUGGCGUGUGGUGCUGGAACAGAUACCCAGGCGCAAGAGUGGACUGCGAGUUCCCAUAUUACGGCUUCUCGGACCCCGCAAUAUGGCGUACAUUCCCAUGGACAGAACGCUUCCCCUCUGAUAAGGAGCUGCGUGCUUACUUCCACCAUGUCGCGGAUGUCUGGGACCUACAUCGGAAUAUCCAGCUCGACACCAGGGUCGUGGAAGCGAGGUACCAAGAACACCAGAAUAGGUGGCAUCUGAAGACCAAGACUGCCGACACAGUGUGGAAAUGCCGCUGGCUGAUCGCAGCCACGGGCACCUCGUUCAAGCAACACAUUCCAGAAUGGCAAGGCCGCGAGCUAUUCGCGGGCGCUCUACAUCACUCUGCACUUUGGCCAGAGGACAUGACGCUGGAGGCUAAGAACGUGGCGGUGAUAGGGGCUGGCUCCACUGGCGUCCAAAUCGUGCAAGAAGCGUCCAACGUAAGUCCAAGAGUAACACAGUUCAUUCGUAGCCCAAAUCUUGCGCUUCCCAUGAGGCAGCGGGCGAUUACAGAGGAGGAGAGACUGGCAUAUCUGCCUCAGAUGCCGCACGUCUUCAGGGCAUGUCGAUCGACACCCUCGGGUCUCCCUGUGGAGCGCCCAGGAUUGAAGGUAUUCGACGAAUCAGCGGAGAAAAGAAAUGCGCGACUUGAGCAUGGUUGGAAGCUAGGCGGCUUCAACUGGUCUCAAGGCUCGUAUUCUGACUACAUCGUUGAUCCCAAAGCAAAUCGUGAAUUGUACGAGUUCUGGAAGGAGAAGAUUCGGGCACGUAUUUCGGAUCCGGCGAAACGAGACAUCCUCGCUCCAGAGGAGCCGCCAUACUACAUGUCCACGAAGAGGCCAAGUCUCGAGCAAGACUACUACGAAAGCUGUGAUAGACCGAAUGUGGAGAUCACAGACUCCCCUAUCGUGUCAUUCACAAAGACUGGAAUCGUGACGGAGGAUGGGAAAGAACGGCAGUUUGACCUUGUAGCCGUCUGCACAGGCUAUGAUGCAGUCACAGGCGGCUUACGAACAAUGGGCAUUAAAGGCCGCAACGGCAUUGAUCUUGACGAGAAGUGGAAAGACGGAGUCGUCACGAAUCUAGGAAUGCUGGUGAAUGGAUUCCCGAAUAUGUUCAUGGUCUACGGCCCCCAAGCACCAACAAGUCUCAGCAACGGGCCAAUAUUCCUGGAGAUGCAAGGAGAUUACAUCCUUCGAAUUCUUCUCCGUCAGAAGGAGGAGGAUAUCGAAUCCAUCGAGGCAGACAAGGAAGCUGAACAAGCGUGGCGAACGCAUUGCCUGGAUCUGGCAGAGCGCACGUUACUGGUAAAGACUAACUCUUGGUACAUGGGCACCAACAUCCCUGGAAAAAAGAGGGAGUAUCUCGUCUACCUUGGGGGUCUACCAUUGUAUCAGCAAAAGAUGGAAGAGGCGCUAGAGAACUGGCAAGGUUACGCACUUUCGUCUUCAUCGGACGCGACUGCAUCCAAUCUUUAG